Molecule: messenger RNA, 2653 nt
Organism: Podarcis muralis (Common wall lizard)
Lineage: Eukaryota; Metazoa; Chordata; Lepidosauria; Squamata; Lacertidae
Product: adhesion G protein-coupled receptor E3-like
Biological process (GO): cell surface receptor signaling pathway; adenylate cyclase-activating G protein-coupled receptor signaling pathway
Cellular component (GO): plasma membrane
Molecular function (GO): G protein-coupled receptor activity
Source: RefSeq, a predicted model, not a curated record
GCCAACAAGACCAUGAGGACCACACUCAGCUGCCUUCUUCUGGGAUUUGUUAUUUGUCAAGGGAUUUGUCUUGGAUUUGCCGUUGUGCACAACGAUGAAAGAGGAUCAGGUGGUCCACGACAAUGGCGAUUAGAUGAAAUUUUGAAGCCUUAUGAUAUAGUUUAUGUGGAUGAUGAAGGCAGCACUACCAUUGACAAUGGCACAUCCGUAGACUGUGGUCCUAAUUCUGUUUCAUAUAAUAAAUCCAGCUGUGUCUGUGAAGAAGGAUACAGGGAAACGACAACUUUGGGAACCAAUCAAACCAGUUGUGAGAAAAUUCCCUACCACUGCCAACCAGAUAUUGUAAGACAAAAUGAUGGUCUAGGGGUGUGUUUCAAUGCAACAAAACCAGAGAAUUACUUCAGUCAUAACAACAGUUUAUACUGCUCAGUGGUAGGGACAGCCUUCAAUGCUUUUUUAUCCUUCUGUGAAAAUGGCAGUGUGAUACCAACUUCCUUGCAGGACACAGUGGGCUCCGUUGACAAACUUCUUGUCAGCAGUUCGCUACAGAGUAUUGAAACAAAUGAGGAGCGUGUAUCAGCUGUGACAUUGGUUUUGGACGGACUGGCCUCAGCUGCAGUUGCAAAAGCUAUUGCAUCUCCAGAACACCAAUCUCAGACUGUGGUUACUAACUCAAUAGUGAUCCAAACCCACAUAAUCAGUGAAGAGGUUAUUUCAAAAAAUGAAGCUCUGCAUUUAGAGGCUCAGGAAGACCAAAUGACCAUUGAUCCCAGAGCAGUGAUUGACAGGAUCACCCAAGGUCCUGUCGCUGUGGCCUUUAUGUCAUACAGUGGACUGGGAUCACUCCUGAGUGGGAUUCUUCUGCAGGAUGAGACUCAGCAGAGCAGGGGAAUUCUGGGAGAAAUCUUCCGCAUGAACUCCAGGAUGCUAAGCGUUUCCACCAGCCGCUGGAUGAGGAAUAUUUCCAGCCCUGUCAACCUCACCUUUUGUCACCUUGAGAAUAAAGUUCCCCAGGAAAAAGCGGUUUGUGUCCACUGGGACUCUGCAAGCAAAAGUGGUGCCUGGUCCCCUGAGGGCUGCCAGCUCCUCCAGUCUAACAGCACUCAUUCAGAAUGCAGCUGUCAGUACCUGUCCAACUUUGCUGUGCUGAUGGCCCCCACUCCCAAGCAGGGAGCUCUGAUCCUCUCCAUUAUCAGCUACAUUGGACUCAUCAUCUCGCUCAUCUGCCUCUUCCUGUCCAUUGUUACCUUUCUCUUUUGCCGCUCCGUCCAAAACAGCAGCACCUUCAUCCACCUGCAGCUGAGUUUGUGCCUCUUCUUUGCGGACCUCAUCUUCUUAAUCGGAAUUGACAAAACAUACAACAAGAUCCUGUGCUCGGUCAUAGCUGGGGCACUGCAGUACCUCUUCCUGGCCUGUUUUGUGUGGAUGUUCUUGGAAGGUGUGAACCUCUUCAUCAUCGUCAAGAACCUGAAAGUGGCAAAUUACGGCGGUACCAGCAAGUGCAUGAAGAUAUCCAUGUACCUCUGUGGCUAUGGGCUCCCUGCCAUGAUAGUUGGCAUUUCUGCAGCAAUUUCACCCGGGUCCUAUGGGACCCAUUAUCACUGCUGGCUUAACCAUGAGAAAGGUUUUAUCUGGAGCUUCCUGGGACCCGUCUGUGCCAUAAUCGUGAUCAACAUUAUGUUUUUCUGCCUUAUUCUGAUGAUCUUGCAUAAGAAACUUGCAUCUCUCAAUUCUGAGGUCACUACCCUCAGAAAUACCAGGUCACUGACAUUUAAGGCAAUGGCCCAUGUUUUCAUCCUUGGUGUGACUUGGUGUCUAGGCCUCUUUCAGUUUGGCACUCUGGCUGAGGUAAUGGCAUACCUGUUCACAAUCACCAACAGUGUGCAAGGAUUCUUCAUCUUCCUGGUGCAUUGCUUGCUGAACAAGAAGGUAAGAGAAACAUACGGGCGUUUGAUUUCUUGCAAGAAAGAUUUCAAGUUUCCUGCUUCUGACAUGACGAUGACUUCUGUCCCCAUCACCAAUCCCAUGAGGAAAGAGGAAAGCACUGCUUCAGGGAAUCAACAGAUGGUGGGAUGGGGGACAGAGCCAUAAUCAAAUACCAUGUUUUGGUCUCUUCCUUCUGCAUCAAAAAUACAACUGAAUGAAACUGGACGAACUACAGGAAUUUUUCAUAUCCAAGCAAUUAUUCCUUGUUUGGUUGCCUUCCAGCUUUUUAAGGUACCAGGAUUAAAAAAACCAUGGAAAUCCUCAUAUUCAAGACAUUUCCUAUUGCUAUUACGAUAUACUGUAGAUCUCAAACACUCCUGUUGCCCGUUGAAGUUUUAGGUAAUCGAUCAUGAUGAGCUUAACAAAGCAAUGGACAUUGAACAGAGGAGAAGACUCAUGGCUGUCACUGGGACUGCUUCAUAGUGCCUUGGCAACAGUACCCUAAUGGCAAUAACUACUUACUUUAGGUAGCACUGAUCAAGUCUGUACCUAUAUAUUCAUAUUCAUAUUCUGGCUGAGGCCUUUGAGGCAAAUUUUCCUUCGAAACCCAGGUUCUCACAAAUAUUUGGGAACAGAAGAAAAGCUCAGCUAAUAAUUUCACCUGCUGUCACUUGAGAUGAAAUAUGUAUACAUAUAUGCAUACAUACACAAAUACGAUGAUUCUUGA